Uloborus diversus is the source of this 822-nucleotide messenger RNA. RefSeq names its product serine/threonine-protein phosphatase PP2A-like. Gene Ontology annotation, molecular function: protein serine/threonine phosphatase activity. Gene Ontology annotation, cellular component: cytosol. The transcript is spliced from 4 exons. Gene Ontology annotation, biological process: mitotic cell cycle; peptidyl-serine dephosphorylation. Lineage: Eukaryota; Metazoa; Arthropoda; Arachnida; Araneae; Uloboridae. The coding region runs from base 175 to 822 and encodes 215 amino acids. The record is from RefSeq and is a predicted model, not a curated record.
AAUAUUAAAUGGUGGCCAUAUUAUUGGGUGAAGUUUCAUUUCAUUAAAAAUAAAUACGUUAUAUUCAUCAGAAAGUUUUAUUUUCUAUUUCGAUGUAAAGUAAAUUGAUUUACAUUAAUAUAUGCUGAAAUAGAUUAGUGCUCGGAGCGGUUUCAUUAGAUUUAUAUUAAAGAAAUGGAAGAGAAGAGUGCAUUGAAAGAACUUGACUCUUGGAUCGAGCAAUUGAAUGAAUGCAAGCAGUUGACUGAAAACCAAGUUAAAACACUUUGCGAGAAGGCUAAAGAAAUCCUUGCCAAAGAAUCCAAUGUUCAAGAAGUCAAAUGUCCUGUUACAGUGUGUGGUGAUGUUCACGGACAGUUUCAUGACUUAAUGGAGCUCUUCCGCAUUGGAGGAAAGUCUCCAGACACAAAUUAUCUCUUUAUGGGAGAUUAUGUUGACAGAGGCUAUUACUCUGUUGAAACAGUAACGUUAUUAGUAGCUCUUAAGGUACGCUAUAGAGAAAGGAUCACAAUUCUACGUGGAAAUCAUGAGAGUAGGCAAAUUACCCAAGUCUAUGGGUUUUAUGAUGAAUGUCUGCGUAAAUAUGGAAAUGCUAAUGUAUGGAAAUAUUUCACAGAUCUCUUUGAUUAUUUACCUUUAACUGCAUUGGUAGAUGGACAGCUGAUCCACCAUUUUAUGGACCACCACCAUAGCCACCACCAAAGCCACACCAUGGCCACACCAAAGCCACACCAAAGCCCACCAUGGACCACCACCAAAGCUGAUCCACCACACUAUAUUUUGGAGAUCCUAGAUCCUCAGGAUUUGGAUCUCAGAAGUUGA